AUGUUUGUGGUUAUGGAUUCCAUGGAGAAGAGCACAGAAAGGUGCUUAGAUUCUCAACUAUGGCAUGCCUGUGCUGGUGCCAUGGUUCAAAUGCCACCUCUCAACACAAAAGUCUUCUACUUUCCUCAGGGCCACGCUGAGCACGCCCAUGGGAAAGUAGAUUUUGGACAAAACCGUGUUCCACCACUCAUCCCUUGCAGGGUCUCUGCUAUGAAAUACCUUGCUGACCCUGACACAGAUGAGGUCUACGUGAAAAUGAGGUUGACCCCUUUGAGAGAACAUGAAUUGGAUUUUGAAGAUGAUUGUUUCAUGGGGAACAGUGGAACGGAGGGUCAAGAAAAACCUACCUCCUUUUCCAAGACACUGACACAAUCUGAUGCCAACAAUGGAGGAGGCUUCUCUGUGCCUCGUUACUGUGCAGAGACAAUCUUCCCAAAGUUGGAUUAUUCUGCAGAACCUCCAAUCCAAACCAUCAUUGCUAAGGAUGUGCAUGGACAGUGCUGGAAGUUUAGGCAUAUCUAUAGAGGGACACCGAGGAGGCAUCUUUUGACCACUGGAUGGAGCAAUUUUGUGAACCAGAAGAAGCUUGUUGCUGGGGAUUCUAUUGUGUUUCUGAGGGCAGAUAAUGGAGAUCUUUGUGUUGGGAUAAGGAGGGCUAAGAAGGGGAUUGGUGGUGGGAUUGAGUUCUCUUCUGGUUGGAACCAGAUAGCCCCUAUGUUUGGUGGGGGUUCUGGUUUCUUGUGUGGGAAUGAGAACAAGUUUGUUAGUAGAAAAGGUGGUGAUGAGUUUAUGUUAAAAGUGGCAGCUGAAUCUGUUGUUGAGGCUGUAACUUGUGCUGUUAAUGGCAGGCCUUUUGAGGUUGUGUACUACCCAAGGGCUAGCACCCCUGAGUUUUUUGUUAAGGCUUCUUCUGUGAGGGUUGCAAUGCAAACACAAUGGUGUUCUGGGAUGAGAUUCAAAAUGCCCUUUGAAACUGAGGAUUCUUCUAGGAUCAGCUGGUUCAUGGGAACCAUAUCUUCUGUUCAGGUUGCAGAUCCCAUUCGUUGGCCAGAUUCUCCUUGGCGUCUUCUGCAGGUGGUGUGGGAUGAACCAGAUUUGCUUCAAAAUGUCAAGUGUGUAAACCCUUGGUUGGUUGAACUAGUCUCAACCAUACCCUCUUUCCAUCUCUCUCCAUUCUCACCUCCAAGAAAGAAACAACGGUUUCUACAGGACCCAUAUUUUCACCUCAUAAACCAAAUUCCUAUGCCAUCAUUCUCCAGCAAUCUUCACAAUUAUACUAACUCUCUAUGUAACAUUCAAGACAAUGAUAGUUCUGCAGGCAUACAGGGAGCCAGGCAUGCUCAAUUAGGACUAACUCCAUCUGAUCUUCCCUUCAACAAGCUGCAACCAGACAUGCUUUUUGGUGGGUUCUCAAGGCUUGAGGAACAUGAAGCCCAACCUGUUACUGUUAGGCCUCCUUGUGGAACCUACAAUAGCAGCACUAAGAACAAUGUUGAUAUAUCUUGCUUGUUGACUGUGGGAAAUCCUGGCCUGAGUUUCAAGGAAUCCAAUGAAGCUAAAGGACCCCACAUCUUGUUAUUUGGAAAACUCAUUCGCACUGAGCAGAAGAGUUCAAACAAUUGCUCUGCUAGUACAACUGCUAAUAGUGUAUCUGAAGGGACUUCCCUGAAGACAUCAAAUGCUUCUGAUGGCAUAGGUUCUGCUUUGAAUCAAAAUAGUUCAGUUGAUAAUUCUUCUGAUGGAGGGUCUCCCUGGUACAAGGAUCAACACAAGUCUGAUCUUGGAACCGAAAACGUUAACACAUUAUGUAUGGCUUAA
Molecule: messenger RNA, 1818 nt
Organism: Gastrolobium bilobum
Lineage: Eukaryota; Viridiplantae; Streptophyta; Magnoliopsida; Fabales; Fabaceae
Product: auxin response factor 18-like
Exons: 2
Coding region: 1-1818 (605 amino acids)
Biological process (GO): response to hormone; regulation of DNA-templated transcription
Cellular component (GO): nucleus
Molecular function (GO): DNA binding
Source: RefSeq, a predicted model, not a curated record